This is a messenger RNA of Zingiber officinale, 671 nucleotides long. RefSeq names its product MYB-like transcription factor ETC3. Gene Ontology annotation, cellular component: nucleus. NCBI's taxonomy places the organism in Eukaryota, Viridiplantae, Streptophyta, Magnoliopsida, Zingiberales, Zingiberaceae. The transcript has 2 exons. The record is from RefSeq and is a predicted model, not a curated record. Bases 203 to 484 code for a protein of 93 amino acids. Gene Ontology annotation, molecular function: transcription cis-regulatory region binding. Gene Ontology annotation, biological process: cell differentiation.
GCGCACCAUCUCUCGAUUCCCACUUCCGCCAUUUCCCCUUCAGAGAAGCUAGCCAUGGAGAAUCGCAGUCUCAGCCAGUCGAGGAUUUCCAAGGCCGCACGCUGCACAUCUUGCUUCGCUUCUCCAUUUGAUCGUUCUAUAUAUUUCUGCAAUCUGUUGGAUGAGCCAUGACUGUUAACUGAUCUGUGCAGAGGUAAGCAGCAUGGAGUGGGAGUUCAUCGACAUGUCAGAGCAAGAGAAAGACCUCGUUCACAGGAUGUAUAGACUCGUCGGAGACAGGUGGUCACUGAUAGCCGCUCGAAUCCCCGGGCGUACGCCUGAAGCAAUAGAACGGUUCUGGAAAAUGGCUUACGAUGCUUGUUUCGCUGAAAGGAGGCUAAAGAGAAGAACGAGAACGUCAAGCGACCAUGGAAAUGGAGACGCAAGGCAGACAGAUGCCCCACCUGAAACGAAUGUUCAGCUACCACUGAAUAACAUUAAAUAAGAGGGACCAAACUCAUUAACGCACUGGGAGGAGGUGAAGGAAGGAGUAAGAAAUUUGAAAUAUUGUUUGGGAAGGAGUGAGUUAAGUAAAAGAAAGGUUAACCUUAUUUACCUAUCAAAUAAAAGAAUUUCUAACAUACCGUUUUGGAUGUAAGUAAAGGCAAGAAGAAUUAAAAAAUAUAUAUAUA